This is a messenger RNA of Amaranthus tricolor (Joseph's coat), 1018 nucleotides long. Its product is annotated as dirigent protein-like. The record is from RefSeq and is a predicted model, not a curated record. The transcript has a single exon. Bases 29 to 559 code for a protein of 176 amino acids. NCBI's taxonomy places the organism in Eukaryota, Viridiplantae, Streptophyta, Magnoliopsida, Caryophyllales, Amaranthaceae.
AAACCCAUACAAAACACAUUACAAUACAAUGGCCUUCUCUUCCAUCUAUCUACUUACAAUCAUAUCUCUAUUCUUGUUCCCUACCAUGUCUAUCUCUACCUCCCUCAAAUCCAUGCAUUUUACAUUCUACCAACAUGAUAUUGUUAAUAAGACCGAUUUCAUGAUUAUUAAGGGUAUAACUGGUGCUGAUCUCAGUUUAACAGCAAGCCCAUUUGGGAGUAUUUUUAUACUUCAUGACCCACUAACUAUAAGCCCAGAUCCUUCAUCUGACUUAAUUGGGCAUGCUGAGGGUGCAACAAUUACAUCAAGCUUUGAUGGUCUUGAUAAUUUGUCUAUUGGAAAGUUUACUCUUAACUUUAGGGCCCACAAAGGUUCUUUUUCUGUUCUUGGAAGUGUUAAUAAUCUUAAGCCUUCUGAUAUUCCUGUGGUGGGUGGUACUGGAGAUUUCAUGUUUGUUCAAGGGUUUUUGAGAUCAUCACUUGUUGAUAUUAAGGGUUUAUAUUUUGUUUAUAAGGUGGAAGCCAAUUUAUAUUGGCCUCCUUUUGCUACCACGCUAUGAUAUAUAAUCAAGUUUAAGUUAUUGGGGUGUUUGACAAAAGGCUGAUAGCUAUUUUUAGUGGUUAAUUUGACUAGCUGAUUAUGUUAAUUGGUUUGACCAACUUGCUGCUACGAGUAGCUUGUUUAAAAACAACUUAUUCAUAAUAAUAAACUGUUUCAACUAACUAAUUUACCAUACACUAGUAUUUGCUGAGUUGACCACUCAGCCCUUUAUUUAUAUCAAAAUAAUAAGUUAAAAUAAUUGUUCAAUAAGCUGUGUUGCCAAACAUCCUCAAUAUUGUUGGUUUGAUGAGUGGUUAUUGUCUCUCGUUGAAACAACUUUCAUAAAAAGAACUCAUAUGCUAAUAACUUAGUAAUUGAGUUAUUUAACCUUUGUAUGAAGUAACUUUAUGAAUGAUUAUGUGAUGUUAUGUUAAUCAAAUUUUUUAAUGUAUAAAAGAUAUAAUAUAAUAAUAUGGUA